UCCAAAAGUUGUUUCCCCCCAUUGUCAUGGAUAAUUUCUCAAUUCUCCAUGAAAGAGGACAGGCCAUAACAAAACGUUGGUAGAAAUCAACAGCUCCUGGGACUUAAGGACUGAGUUUGUUUUCAUCUCAAUCUUGAAUACUUAGCACAAUUACUGCGUUGGUGCUGAAUAAAGGUUUGCCAAACGAUUUUAUUUUUAAUCCUGGAACGGACGCUAAGAGUCCAUAGUUGAUUUCUGGGCAUGCAACUCUUUAUGUCCGUAUUAAAAAUUAUGCAUUACGUAUUUUUUAUGAAUCAUGUAUUAUUUCUGCAUGAAGAGCCAAGAACUCACAUCAAAGUUGUAACACCGUGAGAAACAAGUAGGAAAGGACAGCCUUGGGCAAUUUUGCAAAUGCCUGUUUUUCCAUUUGAAUGAAACAGCAGACGUUUUGGGAGGGGAGAUGCCCCUUUCAAUCCUGGGCACCCUCACGACCAGGCAGCGAGACGAGCGUCGGCGCCCCUGUUCACAGACGGGGCCCGGCACACCCAGGCGCCGUCAUUGCUACGGAGUACGCCACGCGGACCGAGGACUGGGCUCACGGCCCAAGUAAGGAGCCAGUACGCAAAGUGCGCUCGAUCCUCGCUCAGAGACGAGAUCCACCCUCAUCGGUCAACCACUUGCGACGGGCACCGCUGCUUCGGGAGGCUAACAGGAGUCGCGCUGGCAGCUACCGGCGUCCUCCGCAGCCUGGCACGGAGCGCCCCGGCCUAGCCGGAGCGUCCCCGCGCGUGCGCGCAGCACCCCCGUGACGUCACGGCCCGCGCUGCGGCUGCGCCGGCGCCGGAUUUGAGGAGUCGGGCGUCUCCCGGCCUCAGCGGCGAGUGCGUCUGCGCUCGGAGCAGCUGGCGGAACCGGCUCCCGGUGCUGCGGCUUCCGGUCUGGUGACCUCACCUGCGGCUCGGCUGGCGUUAAACCAGAGGAUUCACCAUCACUUCUAUGGCUGCCACACAGACUUCACAAACUGUUGCAUCUCACGUUCCUUUUGCAGAUUUGUGUUCAACUUUAGAACGAAUACAGAGAAGUAAAGGACGUGAAGAAAAAACCAGACACUUCAGAGAAUUUUUAGAUUCUUGGAGAAGAUUUCAUGAUGCCCUUCAUAAGAACCAAAAAGAUGUCAGAGACUCUUUUUAUCCAGCAAUGAGACUUAUUCUUCCUCAGCUAGAAAGAGAGAGAAUGGCCUAUGGAAUCAAAGAAACUAUGCUUGCUAAACUUUAUAUCGAAUUGCUUAAUUUACCUAAAGAAGGAAAAGACGCCCUUAAACUUUUAAAUUACAGAACACCCACUGGAACUCGUGGAGAUGCUGGGGACUUUGCAACAAUUGCGUAUUUUGUGUUGAAACCAAGAUGUUUGCAGAAAGGAAGUUUAACCAUACAGCAAGUAAAUGACAUUUUAGACUCAAUUGCCAGCAAUAAUUCUGCCAGAAAAAAGGACCUAAUAAAGAAAAGUCUUCUUCAGCUAAUAACUCAGAGUUCGGCACUGGAACAAAAGUGGCUUAUACGGAUGAUUGUAAAGGACUUAAAACUUGGUUUUAGUGAGCAAUCUGUAUUCUCUGCUUUCCAUAAUGAUGCUGCAGAGUUGCAUAAUGUCACUACAGAUCUGGAAAAAGUCUGUAGGCAACUGCAUGAUCCUUCCAUAGGACUCAGUGAUAUUUCUAUCACUUUAUUCUCUGCCUUUAAACCUAUGCUGGCUGCUAUAGCAGAUAUUGAGCGAAUAGAGAAGGACAUGAAACACCAGAGUUUCUACAUUGAAACCAAGCUAGAUGGUGAGCGUAUGCAAAUGCACAAAGACGGGGAUGUGUAUCAGUAUUUCUCCCGAAAUGGAUUUAACUAUACGGAUCAGUUCGGCGAUUCUCCACGGGAAGGUUCUCUUACACCGUUCAUUCACAGUGCAUUCAAAACAGAUGUACAGAUCUGUAUCCUGGAUGGUGAGAUGAUGGCCUUCAACCCUAAUACACAAACUUUUAUGCAAAAGGGGAAUAAGUUUGAUAUCAAAAGAAUGGUGGAGGAUUCUGAUCUGCAGACCUGUUAUUGUGUUUUUGAUGUACUGAUGGUUAAUAAUAAAAAGCUGGGACGUGAAACCCUGAAAAAGAGGUAUGAAAUUCUUACUAGUGUUUUUACGCCAAUACCAGGUAGAAUAGAAAUAGUGCAAAAAGCACAGGCUCAUACUAAGAAAGAAGUAAUCGAUGCUUUGAAUGAAGCAAUAGAUAAAAGAGAAGAGGGAAUCAUGAUAAAACAUCCUCUAUCUAUUUACAAGCCAGACAAAAGAGGUGAAGGAUGGUUAAAAAUUAAGCCUGAGUACGUAGAUGGGCUGAUGGAUGAACUGGACAUCUUAAUUGUUGGGGGCUAUUGGGGCAAAGGUUCACGAGGUGGAAUGAUGUCUCAUUUUUUGUGUGCUGUAGCAGAGAAGCCUCCUCCUGGUGAAAAACCGUCAGUGUUUCAUACUCUGUGCCGUGUUGGUUCAGGUUAUACUAUGAAAGAACUGUAUGAUCUGGGUUUAAAAUUGGCCAAACAUUGGAAGCCUUUCCAUAAAAAAGCUCUACCAAGCAGCAUUUUAUGUGGAACAGAGAAGCCAGAAGUAUACAUUGAGCCUUGUAAUUCUGUCAUUGUUCAAGUUAAGGCGACAGAGAUUGUCUCCAGUGAUAUGUAUAAAACUGGCUGCACAUUGCGUUUUCCACGGAUUGAAAAGAUAAGGGAAGACAAGGAGUGGCAUGAAUGUACUACUGUGGAUGACUUAGAGCAACUUCGAGGGAAAGCAUCUGGAAAGCUUGCAUCUAAACACCUUGACAUAGGUGGUGAUGAUGAACCACAAGAAAAGAAGCGGAAAGCUGUGCCAAAGAUUAAGAAAAUUAUUGGAAUUAUCGAGCACUUGAAAGCACCCAACCUUUCUAAUAUAAAUAAGGUUUCUAAUAUAUUUGAAGAUGUGGAGUUUUGUGUUAUGAGUGGAACAGACAGCCAUCCAAAGCCUGACCUGGAGAACAGAAUUGCAGAAUUUGGUGGUUAUAUAGUACAAAACCCAGGCCCAGACACGUACUGCGUGAUUGCAGGAUCGGAGAACAUCAGAGUGAAAAACAUCAUUUCUUCAAAUAAACAUGAUGUUGUCAAGCCUGAGUGGCUGUUAGAGUGUUUUAAGACCAAAAGCUGUGUGCCGUGGCAGCCUCGCUUUAUGAUUCACAUGUGCCCAUCGACAAAAGAACAUUUUGCCCGUGAAUAUGAUUGUUACGGUGACAGUUAUUUUGUUGAUAUAGAUUUGAACCAACUGAAGGAAGUGUUCUCAGGAAUUAAAAAUUCUAGCAAACAAACUCCAAGAGAAAUGGCUUCUCUGAUUGCUGAUUUAGAAUAUCGGUAUUCCUGGGACCGCUCCCCACUCUGUCUGUUCCGACAUUGUAUUGUUUAUCUGGACUUGUAUGCUGUUAUUAAUGACUUGAGUACCAAAAUCGAGGGAACAAGAUUAGCAAUUACAGCUUUGGAGCUUCGAUUUCAUGGAGCAAAAGUAGUUUCUUGCUUAGCUCAGGGAGUGUCUCAUGUAAUCAUUGGGGAGGAUCAUAGUCGUGUUGCAGUUUUAAAAUCUUUUCGAAGAACUCUUAAGAGAAAGUUUAAAAUCCUGCAACAAGAUUGGGUAACUGAGUCAAUAGACAAGUGUGAGUUGCAGGAGGAAAAUCAAUAUUUGGUUUAAAGCUAGCUUUUCUAGUGAGGAAAGCCUGUGAUCUGGUGGCCACAUUGUAACAUGUGGUCAUAAUAAAAUAUCAAACUAUAUUUUUAUCCCUUAAAAUUAAGCUUAAAUAUAUUAGAUAUAGAAAAACAAUAAUUUUAACUUUUGAGAUAAGACACUGAAUGGACCAAAGCCAAGGAAAAAAAUUCAUUUUAACAGUGUAGUAUUUAAUGACUUUUAAAACCAAGAUGAGGGACACCUGGAUGGCUUAGUGGUUGAUCAUCUGCCUUUGGCUCAGAUCCUAUCCCAGGGGCCUGGGAUCGAGUUCCACAUCGCGCUCCCCACAGGGAGCCUGCUUCUCUCUCUGCCUAUGUCUCUGCCUCUCUCUCUCUCUGUGUCUCUCAUGAAUAAAUAAAUAAAAUCUUUUUUAAAAAAAGGUUUUUUUAAAUAAAUAAAACCAAGAUGAAAUAAACAGCUUAAAAAAGAGGCAUUUAUAUAAUAUCCCUACUGAAAUCUAGAAUUCUGACCCAAAUAUUAAUAAAAUACAUUCAGAAGCUUUUAGAAUCAUUAAAAGCAUUGAUCUAAGUGGAUUUUCUGAAGUAAAAUUUUAAUAGUUUUUAUCUAAUAAAAGCAUUGCAAGAAAAAAGAAUUGUUACAAUCGGACAUAUAUUAUGUCUUUUAAACUGAAGGUGGAAAUAUAAAAUGUGAAAUGUAAACAAAUUUUUAAAGUUAAGGACAACCUCGGGAAUAAAACCUCAUUAAAAAAACUUGUUAAUGGCAUCAUUAGGUAAAUUAGGAGAAAUAAAAGUAGAUGAAUUUAAUUAAAAGAAACUUGCAGUUUUAAAAAUACUUGACCCACAUUUAUUUUUUUUUUCAAAACUAGAGCAUGUUUUAAAGAGAAUGUUUUUAGGGGAACUGUACACCAGGAUAAACAGUAUUCACAGAGAGUGGUUUUCCUAGAUGUAAUCCAUUGAGUACAUGUCAAAAUGGCAUAUGUCUCGUGACUUCCAUUACAUAAGGGUAAACUGCUUUGACUAUUUAAAAUGAUUUUUAUCCUUAGGUUAUUUAAAUUCAGUAUGUAUAAUAUGUAUUACAUUUGGAUUUAUAUACCAAAUUUUGGAAUACAGUCUAUUCAUUUUGAAAAAUAUGUUUUCAUGACACCUUUGCAAUAUUUGAAAUAUGGUACCUGAGGAAAUGUUAUUAUUUAUUUGUAAGUAAUUUGAAAUUUUAUCGAAAC
Molecule: messenger RNA, 4924 nt
Organism: Nyctereutes procyonoides (raccoon dog)
Lineage: Eukaryota; Metazoa; Chordata; Mammalia; Carnivora; Canidae
Gene: LIG4
Product: DNA ligase 4
Exons: 2
Coding region: 976-3711 (911 amino acids)
Biological process (GO): nucleotide-excision repair, DNA gap filling; immunoglobulin V(D)J recombination; double-strand break repair via nonhomologous end joining
Cellular component (GO): DNA ligase IV complex; DNA-dependent protein kinase-DNA ligase 4 complex
Molecular function (GO): DNA binding; DNA ligase (ATP) activity; ATP binding
Source: RefSeq, a predicted model, not a curated record